Messenger RNA from Opisthorchis viverrini, 456 nucleotides. RefSeq lists its product as hypothetical. The transcript has 4 exons. Bases 1 to 456 code for a protein of 151 amino acids. NCBI's taxonomy places the organism in Eukaryota, Metazoa, Platyhelminthes, Trematoda, Opisthorchiida, Opisthorchiidae. The record is from RefSeq and is a predicted model, not a curated record.
AUGCGGCCGAGUAGACCCGCUACCGAAGCCGACCUGAAGGAGCGACGAAAUGGCAUCUCACUAGAUCCUAAGGGUCGUGCGUACAGGGCCACACCAGUUACUGUGUUGUUGAAUCGGUGCAAGGCACGGCCCUUGCGGACAGACGAUGCGAGACGUCUUCAGGUUUUCGAAGACCGAUGCCCAGAAUCACGGCUGGUUAUGGUGGACUUCAGUGUGUUAGUCAUCAGGCGAUCAGAAAACGGGCAUUUGAUUGUGCGGUGGGUACUUCAGUCUGGGAAAACGCCACCCAUCAGCGCCUCUGAUAGCUCGGUCAUGUGCUGCACAUGCCGAAACACCGUCUACCGAGAUGUGUGUUGUGCUCUGCGCCUCCUCCAGGAUGGCGCAAACCCAGAGGUGAACACCACACUGCUUAGCAGAAAGCCAAGAGAGUCGACUGCCUCACCCAUGGAUGUUUGA